ACAGUUCAGCGAGAUCUUUCAAACAGAACAUUUAAGUUAACUACUAGUACUAGGACCUGACUAGAGCUCAACGUUGUUAGACGAUGGCAUUCAAAUUCCUUGCAGUAUUCGCUUUCCUGGCUGUGGCCAGUGCCCAGCACUACGAUCCUCAUUACUACCACCAGCCACAGUAUCAUGCUCCUGCACUAGUUAAGACUGUCCAGCCCGCCAUCGUUAAGACUAUUCAGCCUGCUCUAGUCAAGACCGUCAAGCACGUAGAAUAUCCAGACUCUCCAGCGGAAUACCAGUUCCAAUACUCUGUUCACGACGACCUUACCGGAGACAUCAAGAGCCAACAAGAGGAACGUCACGGUGAUGAUGUUAAGGGCCAGUACACUUUGAUCGACGCUGAUGGUCACCGUCGCAUCGUAGACUACACUGCUGACGAGCACAACGGUUUUAAUGCUGUUGUCCGUCGGGAACCCGUGGAAGGACACAAGAUCGUGAAGACCAUUGCUCCGGUCGCCAAGGUGUAUGCCCCAGUCGCCAAGGUUAUCGCUGCUCCUCAGGUGCACUAUAGCCAUCCAGAGCCCCACUACUCGCACUAUUAGGCAACAAUUUUUCACCACCGCCAUGUCUCCAUCCUCAACUGAACCUCAUCCUCACCAACUAGCAUAAUUGUUUUUAUUGUAAAUACUCAAAAUCCCCAAGGAAAAGAAUCAAACAAAUGAAGUUAAAUGAAAAACA
Wyeomyia smithii (pitcher-plant mosquito) is the source of this 726-nucleotide messenger RNA. Its product is annotated as larval cuticle protein A2B-like. The transcript has 2 exons. The record is from RefSeq and is a predicted model, not a curated record. Gene Ontology annotation, cellular component: extracellular matrix. NCBI's taxonomy places the organism in Eukaryota, Metazoa, Arthropoda, Insecta, Diptera, Culicidae. The coding region runs from base 84 to 590 and encodes 168 amino acids.